AUGGUGAAGGAGAACAAUUGGGAUAUUCCUCCAAACGCGCCCGCCUGCAUGGAGCAGCAGCUCUGCGCGGCCCGCUACAGAGCAGAUGGGUCAUUGCUGCUCGCUGCUUCCAGUCUGACCGGCAGAAACUGGCAGGGCUCUGUGUGGGUCUACAGUGACCCUACACAGGCUCCCAACGAAGGCUUCUGUAAGGCGGGCGUUCAGACAGAGGCCGGAAUUACAGACGCAAAGUGGCUUUCCGAGAAAGACUUUGUCCUCGCAUCUGACUCUGGUGCAUUAGAGCUGUGGGAGCUGACGGACAAUGAGAGUUUGCUAGUGAACCGAUGGACCAAAUAUGAGCACGACGAUAUAGUGACCAGUGUGAGCCCCAUGUGUGCGGCGAGUGGAGCUGUGACCGGCAGCAUGGACUGCAGAGUUAAAGUCUGGGAUCUAAGUCAAGAGACUGCCGUCGCCACCUAUCAUGCUCACACGCAGCCUGUGGACUGUGUUGUUUGCAGUCCAACAGAUGACUCUUUGUUUGUGUCAUGUGGACAAGAUGGCCGAGUGUUGUUGUGGGACAAAAGGAAGUCGACUAAACCAGCCUCAAAAUUAGAUGUACCAAGUCCUCUCUGCUCCUCAACAACUGUAGCCUGGCACCCACACCACAAAAGCACAAUCGCAAUUGGCGAUGAAUUGGGUAGGGUUACUUUAUUAGAUUUCAAGACGGCGGAGCCGGCUCUGAUUCAAAACGUCCACAGUCGCAGAGUGAAUGAACUGUCCUUCUCCACACACAGCUCUGCUCUGCUGGCUUCAACCAGCGAUGACUGUUCUGUAGCGGUGUUUGACUCUGAACUCAAAGAAAUAUAUCGAGACCGGCGUCACCAGGACUUUGUCAAAGGCGUGAGUUGGCUUCAUGGAAGCUCCACCUCUCUGAGCACUGUGGGCUGGGACCAUGCGGUUCUGCACCACACAGUGGGCUCAGUUCCCAACUCCUCCUAG
Molecule: messenger RNA, 978 nt
Organism: Knipowitschia caucasica
Lineage: Eukaryota; Metazoa; Chordata; Actinopteri; Gobiiformes; Gobiidae
Source: the annotation of a GenBank genome assembly